GUCAUGCAUCACGAUUACACGGAGACUGGUCAGUGUAAUUACUACAUCGGCAAGGUUCCUCUCUCGUCGUCCAUGCUUUCCAUGGCAUUCCCCAAGGGCAGUUCCCUCGUCCCUGCUUUCAAUAAGUGGUUAAUAUCCCUGGUGGAAACUGGCCAUGUGACUCGGCUCAUGUUUGACCUGACCUCUAACGCUAAAGCAUGUAUGGUAAGGCCCGGAAAGGAGAAGAAAACUAACACACCCCUGGUUCUGACAUUAGGUGACCUCGGUGGAGUAUUCUUCCUCUUGGCUGGUGGAGUCCUGCUCAGCAUUCUGGUCUUGUUGGGUGAGUGUCUCGUCCACCAUCUGGCUAAAUCUACCUGAAAGCCUAAGAGCGAUAGGCUGUUUAUGAUGACGACGAAUGCUCGAAAAGACCAAAGACGCACAUUAUGUAUCGGGAGAGAUUUGCGUUGCUGAAAGUCCUGUUGUACG
Molecule: messenger RNA, 468 nt
Organism: Penaeus monodon (black tiger shrimp)
Lineage: Eukaryota; Metazoa; Arthropoda; Malacostraca; Decapoda; Penaeidae
Product: glutamate receptor 1-like
Source: RefSeq, a predicted model, not a curated record